This is a messenger RNA of Larimichthys crocea (large yellow croaker), 483 nucleotides long. RefSeq names its product ubiquinol-cytochrome c reductase, complex III subunit VII (gene uqcrq). NCBI's taxonomy places the organism in Eukaryota, Metazoa, Chordata, Actinopteri, Sciaenidae. Gene Ontology annotation, cellular component: respiratory chain complex III. Gene Ontology annotation, biological process: mitochondrial electron transport, ubiquinol to cytochrome c. The coding region runs from base 153 to 401 and encodes 82 amino acids. The record is from RefSeq and is a predicted model, not a curated record. The transcript has 3 exons.
AUACAGACGCCGACUUGCGGAGCCUCCAGUCCGCCUGGUGGCGGUGUGUCCUCGGUGUUCGCGGCCGGCUGGAGGCGUCGAUAAGACGGAAGGGCACCGGAUGUGGACCUGAAACACAGCGGAGCAGCAGCACGAUCAGCUCUCUGGUGAACAUGGGCCGCCACUUUGGAGACUUAGCCAAGAUCAGGCAUAUAGUCACAUAUGGUCUGUCCCCCUUUGAGCAGAGGGCUUUCCCCAAAUACUUCUCCAAGGGAAUCCCCAAUGUGUGGAGACGGUUCUCGGCCUCUUUCUUCAAAGUUGCCCCCCCAAUGACCCUCAUGUACGUGACAUACACCUGGGGCAACAGCGUCCACCAGCAGGGCAAGAGGAAGAACCCCGCUGACUACGAGAAUGACGAAUAAACGCCUCUCACCUUUCUGAAAGCUGUCCUCUGUUAUUAAUUCUAACUCUGUAUGUUUCACCAAUAAAAAUGAAAGAUAUUUA